UGCACCCCUCACUUUAAGGUAGCCAGCAAAAGACACAAUCUCAGGCAUAAGUACUCUUUUUGGAUCAUCCGUUUUUAAGAAGCCCGACUCCCCAUCCUCAACCUGUUACUCUCCUGUUAGCAGCACCAGAGUCAAAAUGGCAGUCUACCACAGCGCCGAGGGCAGAAAGUUCUUUGUCCCGCUUGAGAACAACCCUCAGGUCUUCACCAACCUAGCCCACGACUUAGGCAUGGAUCCCAAGCUGGCCUUCCAUGAUGUCUACUCCCUCGACGAACCAGAGCUCCUGGCCAUGGUGCCGCGCCCAGCACACGCUCUCAUCUUCAUCACGCCUUCUAACGCGUACCACGCCGUUGAGGCCGAAGACGUCGCCGCUGGCAAGAGAACGCCAGCGCCUCCUAAACCGGAAAACCUACUCUAUGGAAGGCUUCGAUGACCUCUACCCGACGGACCAGCCGGUCCUUUGGUUCCCCCAGACAAUCGGAAACGCCUGUGGCAUGGUAGCACUCGUCCACGCCCUUCUCAACGGCUCAUUACGCGAGCGUCUCGUGCCGUCGUCGCCACUAGCAGAACUCCUCGAUGAAGCUCUCAAGCUGCCCCUCCCCACUCAGCACGCGGACCUGCUGUAUAACUCAGUCGUUAUAGAAAAUGCUCACAGCAAGGCGGCAGCUAGAGGUGAUACUGCAGCUCCUGACGCCCAGGAUCCCAUAGGGUAUCAUUUCAUGGCUUUUGUGAAGGGGACGGAUGGGAAUCUCUGGGGGCUGGAUGGAAGCUUUGGUGGGAUGAUGUGCUACGGGCCAGUGGGUGAGGGGGAGGAUAUGCUGAGUAGCAAGGUCUUGGAUAUUGGUGUGCGGCGAUUCAUCAAGGCAGGGGAGGGGAGUUCUGAGUUUAGUAUCAUUGCGCUAUCUGAGGGGGAGGAGUAGACUUGCCCUUACCAAUCUAUGACUCGUAGCAAGGGCGUCAAUCUGCUGUAUCAAAGUGGGGCUUAGCUGAUAGCUCCACGUUCGCGAUCACUGAUGUCUUAGAACAACCGCAUGUGAGGGCUAAAGUUAUCAAGAGACUCGA
This is a messenger RNA of Fusarium verticillioides 7600, 1062 nucleotides long. RefSeq lists its product as hypothetical. The transcript has a single exon. Gene Ontology annotation, cellular component: cytoplasm. NCBI's taxonomy places the organism in Eukaryota, Fungi, Ascomycota, Sordariomycetes, Hypocreales, Nectriaceae. The record is from RefSeq and is a predicted model, not a curated record. Gene Ontology annotation, biological process: ubiquitin-dependent protein catabolic process; protein deubiquitination. Gene Ontology annotation, molecular function: cysteine-type deubiquitinase activity. Bases 252 to 920 code for a protein of 222 amino acids.